AUGAAGUUUACCAUCAUCACCAUCAUCGCCAUCACCGUCACCCUUGCAACCUUCGGCAGUGCAACCGUCAUCGAAGGCCGCCAACAAUCCUGCGGCGACUGCGAGCAGCAGGUGAUGUCUGGGAACACCGACGCCUGCAACUGGGGGAUCUGCCAGGGUUGCGGCUUGUGCUAG
Messenger RNA from Phialemonium atrogriseum, 174 nucleotides. RefSeq lists its product as uncharacterized. Lineage: Eukaryota; Fungi; Ascomycota; Sordariomycetes; Cephalothecales; Cephalothecaceae. The coding region runs from base 1 to 174 and encodes 57 amino acids. The transcript has a single exon. The record is from RefSeq and is a predicted model, not a curated record.